Messenger RNA from Desarmillaria tabescens, 1306 nucleotides. RefSeq lists its product as uncharacterized. Lineage: Eukaryota; Fungi; Basidiomycota; Agaricomycetes; Agaricales; Physalacriaceae. The coding region runs from base 350 to 1174 and encodes 274 amino acids. The record is from RefSeq and is a predicted model, not a curated record. The transcript is spliced from 3 exons.
GGAAGGAGGAGUCAAGUGCACAGCGAUGGUGGAUGAUAUAACGGAUUUUGCGAAUCCUGCAUUUAGUGAGAUGACUGUAGGCUAUCAUUGCUGUGUGGUUAUGGGUACAGAUACGUUCUAUACAAUCUUAAUUCUUUUGGGUGAACGCCGACGCAGUUUUGGGGCUUACCGGCACCACCGACGCUUACGAAUGUCUUAACUCGCACUGAAACAGCUCUGUGGCCACCCAGCCUCUGUCGCGCCACGGUCAGUCGACACCUUCAAAUACCAUUCUGCGAUAAGCGCGAAUCUUCAAUUCCAUGCGAAGGGCCGUGGUGGUCUACUAACGGCAACAGGACUUACAACCAUCAUGAGUCUAACGAGACCGUCCUCUGUUAUCGAUCGUUUUCCCUACUUACCAGUUGAAAUCAUCGCGCUCAUUAUCGAGGAGAUAUGGGCUCUCCCUUUGAGCAAAAAGGAGCGUCAUUUCUUUAUGAAGGCCUCACUUCACGUCUGUCGAAUAUGGAUGCUCACUUUCCUACGUGUCUCAUUCACACAUCUGCAUAUCGUCUCAUAUGCUUACUACAAGUACAUCGUACUCCUUCAAACCGACCCCACUUUCACUUCUAGCACCGUCACAGAUUCAGACGGUGCACAGCUCUCUCUAGGCGCUUAUUUCUGUCGCUGCUGUCGUUCCCUCACUGUCUCCGUCCAAGACACAUUAUUCUACGGCUUCCCUCGAAUAUUCACAAAUCUAUCCCAUAUCCGACACGUAACACUCCUCUACCACAAUGUCAGCCAACAAAUGCCUUUCGCCUACAUCUCCCGAUUCAACACUCUCUUCCCCCCUAGAACCAUCGAUUCACUAGAAAUGCGAUUCACGUACGACGUCCAAGAUGCCGAUUACUCCGCCCGUCUUCGAUAUCUUUACCACUCGAAAGAGUUCUACUACCCCCCAAAAUUCUACUCUCCAUCAGUCAAACACAAUGGUGUCUUACAAUACAAAUUGCUCACCUUGCCGUAUAUCCGUCAUUUGACUAUCAAUGGCGCCAACCCGGCGUUGGUGCUCCUCGUCAAGUGUAUGUCUCCUGCUUUGGAGAGCUUCGAGACGGAUGGGGACCCGGUAGUGCUUGAACUGGGGUUCGACGCUGCGAACGUCCGUCCGCCGCCCGAGACCCCCGAAGAGCGGUUCUAGGGGGAUAAUAGAUACACGAGCUGGGAUGAACUGCCGGAGUGGAUAAAGGAACUGGAACCGCGGAACGUGGAGGAGGAAGUGGUGACGGAGUACGUAGAUUCCGACAGUGACACGUCUGACACACAGCUUCCG